GGGCCUUUAAGGGUUCCACUCCCGCUUGACUUGAUGCAACGCCUCCAACAAACAGGACAGGCGCAACCUGCAUAAGCAAUCGUCUUCGACGAUCACCUUACCGCUGCGUUGGUCCUAUCGAACCACCGGACUCGUAGCAAACCGCCGUCAAUGCUCACCGGUGCGAUGUGCUAAUUUGUUGGCAAUUCACAAACUCAUCACCCCGCUUUAACAAGAACCCUCUGCCUCGCGUCGCGCUUGUCUCAGAUACCAACGGCGAUGACGACAGCGGUAGUCAGGCCACUGCCACACGCACGCGGUAUACCGCAACAACCCAAUGGCCUCGUUUCUGUGCGACCGGUUGCCGUUGCGCUCGCCCGUAUCCUCUCCGUAACCCUGUCGACGGCCUACGCCGCACCGCUGGCUGCUCGAUCCCACAACAGCGGUGAUGAACCUGAGGCCGAAGGCGCGAGCCUCUGGGUUCUCUAUGUGGCCUCGGGGGUUCUCGUGCUUCUGGGUGGUGCGUUUGCCGGCUUGACUAUUGCACUGAUGGGACAGGAUGGCAUAUAUCUCCAGGUCAUGGCCCGAGACCCGAGCGAGCCGCAACAAAGGAACGCGAAACGAGUCCACGAUCUUCUCAACAAGGGUAAACACUGGGUUUUGGUCACACUACUCUUGGCCAAUGUCAUCGUAAAUGAGACACUCCCAGUGGUCCUAGACCGCUGUCUUGGUGGCGGUGUCGCUGCCGUCGUUGGCUCCACCUUUUUGAUCGUGAUCUUCGGCGAAGUUCUACCCCAGUCCGUCUGCGUUCGAUACGGCCUUCAAAUUGGUGGCUACAUGUCAAAGCCCGUCCUUGCCAUGAUGUAUUUGCUGGCGCCCAUUGCCUGGCCGACAGCGAAGCUCCUCGACUGGCUACUGGGAGAGGACCACGGCACAGUCUACAAGAAGAGCGGGCUGAAGACUCUUGUGACACUGCAUAAGAGCCUCGGCGAAGUGUCUCAGCGCCUGACACAAGACGAAGUCACCAUCAUCAGUGCGGUCCUAGACUUGAAGGACAAGUCGGUCGCCGAUGUGAUGACACCGAUGGACGACGUCUUCGUCAUGUCAGAGGAUACGGUCUUGGAUGAAGAGACUAUGGCCAUGAUUCUGUCCGCAGGCUAUUCGCGCAUUCCGAUCCAUGAAACUGGGAAUCCGACAAAUUUCGUGGGCAUGCUUCUGGUUAAAAUUCUCAUUACCUAUGACCCCGAGGAUUGCAAGCUCGUCCGCGAUUUUCCGUUGGCCACGCUUCCAGAGACUCGUCCAGAGACGAGUUGCCUGGAUAUCGUCAACUUUUUCCAGGAGGGCAAAUCUCACAUGGUGCUGGUUUCUGAAUAUCCAGGAGAGGACCAUGGUGCGCUCGGUGUUGUAACCCUGGAGGAUGUGAUUGAAGAGUUGAUAGGGGAGGAAAUCAUCGAUGAGUCGGAUGUCUACAUUGAUGUCCACAAAGCCAUUCGGCGGCUCACUCCGGCUCCCAAAGCAAGAGUCCAACGCAGACAAUCAGACGACCCGAGUCGGAAGGUCAACGAUCACGGUACUAUCGGGAGAUCGGAGAGCGAGAGUAUACUCGAGGAUUUGCACCAAGCAGUUCAAACUCCCAGUGCGACGGGCUAUGGCUCACCCAUGUUGUCCAGCAGUCCUAAGACAGCGACGCUGAUGCUGCGGAGGAGUUCGGCUGGCUUGGACGGCCAGAUGAUCAAAGCAACUGUCCCUGUGCGCGCAAACCUGGAGGACAUCAAACAGCAUUUGAAGCAUCUUGGGCCUUCGAACCCGGCGACGAACCCCAACAAGACUCGGUCAACCACUGUUAAAAUCAAACCGGGCAGUGGCGCACAUUUGACUCAGCCGCGUUCCGGAGCGAGUGCUGAACGAGCUAGUGAGGAAGCCGCCAUGGAAGAAGGGGAUGAGACCACCAGACUGUUGAGGCCGGAAUUGUCCGGGAAGGACGGUAUCCAGGCGUUGGGGCAGCAAAAUUACGGUUCCGUCGGUCCCGCCAUGCCUCUGCACUUAUCGCCGCGCGCGAACGACGUACCGAUCUUGAUCCUCGAAUCGGGGGAGCAGGCCGACAAGUCAACCCAAACAUCAAACGAUGGUAACCGGAAAUUAAAUGAAACAGCCACGGGGGGUGCUACUAGCAGCCAGCAACCAGGACAGCACCUACAGCAACAAUCAAGUACAAACUCAAGUGGUGGGAGCGCUAGCAGCACACCAACAGAAAACACCCUCGUCCCGAAGCGGCCGUAUGUCCGUUCCGGGAGCAUAACCGAGAACAUCGUCGAGUCACGGGGUGUGCGGAAGGUGGUGCUCGAAAUGGCCAGUUCUACCGACGAGGAGGAGCCGCAGCAAGGGAAAAGUAAUGGGCAAGUUUCUCGGCAGUCAGCGGUUGAGGAGCAAGAGGAGAACGAGGAUGAGGAUGUCUUCGUGUCGCCUUUUUCAAGUUCGUCCAGGGGCGAAGAGGUGGGGUCGUAUGCCGAAGCUGUGGCCAAGGGCGCAUCCCAAGGAUCUCAGGAUGAUUCCUCAAAUACAGGUAGCGGUGCGGGCAAGAAGAAGAACAACAGGCGGAAGAAGCGCAAGGGCGGCAGGGCAUAGGUGGACUGGCUGGACCUGGUCGCUCAGGCUGUUGUCGAAUCAGUGUAAGAGGAGACAGCGUUGCUUGUAUCAGUAUGUAGCAUCGUCGUUAUCUGGGAUGUUUAGGACUGGGCUAGUGCACAUCAGGGUUAUCAUCAUGGGGCGUCAAGGUCGAGCUUAAUAAGUCUUGCGCUUGUAGGGAAUCAGUAGUGUACCUAUCAAAGCUUCAAAGAGCUUAGUUUCCAAAUCGAUCAACAAUGCACUAGCUCAGCUUGCUGACGCUCUUCUAUAAUAUGGUAUAAUAGACCCUUGUCAAG
Chaetomium strumarium is the source of this 2900-nucleotide messenger RNA. RefSeq lists its product as uncharacterized. Lineage: Eukaryota; Fungi; Ascomycota; Sordariomycetes; Sordariales; Chaetomiaceae. The coding region runs from base 259 to 2604 and encodes 781 amino acids. The record is from RefSeq and is a predicted model, not a curated record. The transcript is spliced from 4 exons. Gene Ontology annotation, biological process: magnesium ion homeostasis.